Molecule: messenger RNA, 2274 nt
Organism: Centruroides sculpturatus (bark scorpion)
Lineage: Eukaryota; Metazoa; Arthropoda; Arachnida; Scorpiones; Buthidae
Product: b(0,+)-type amino acid transporter 1-like
Exons: 12
Biological process (GO): amino acid transmembrane transport
Cellular component (GO): membrane
Molecular function (GO): L-amino acid transmembrane transporter activity
Source: RefSeq, a predicted model, not a curated record
CUUCAUUCUAAUGGAUCAACUCUCAUUUUAGGAUCAGGAAUAUUUAUUUCACCUAAAGGUUUACUACAAUAUUCAGGAUCUGCUCCUGUAAGUUUAAUUAUUUGGACAGCAUGUGGCAUCAUAUCCUUAUUUGGUGCACUGUGUUUUGCUGAACUUGGAACAUUAAUACCUUUAUCUGGUGGAGAUUAUAUUUACCUGUUAAAAGGAUUUGAAAAUCUUGGUUCAGCUAGUCCAAUACCUGCAUUUCUUUUUCUAUGGAUUUCUAUAAUCACUUUGACUCCCAGUUCAUCAGCAAUCUUGUCUCUGACAGUGGCUGAAUAUAUUAUUGAGCCUCUAUAUCCAAACUGUGUUUCACCUUUUAUGGUUAAAAAAUUAGUAGCUGUUUUGGUUGUUUGUUCUAUUGCAUUUUUUAACUGUGCAAGUGUGAAGCUAACAACUNACAUCGCUGUAAGCAUCACUCAUUCACUGAAUAAACUAAAACCGAGUAACUCCUACUCAUCAGAUGGGAUUCCAGAAGAAAUUACUAUGUUUGAAGGCUCCGAAACAUCUGUUACAAAUAUAGCAAUAGCUAUUUACUUUGGAAUGUGGGCUUACAGUGGAUGGAACAGUUUGAAUAAUUUGACAGAAGAACUUAUAGAACCAGAAAAAAAUAUUCUUCGUGCUAUUGUAAUUUCACUUCCAGUUGUUACAAUUUGUUAUAUAUUGACUAAUAUUGCAUACUUAACUGCAAUGUCCCCUGCAGAAUUAUUAUCUUCUGAUGCAGUUGCAUUGCUGUUUGCAAACAAUGUAUUUGGGAAAGCAGCUCCUGUAAUACCAGUUCUUGUUGCUGCUUCAGCAUAUGGAUGUGCACUAGUAGGAUGUCUUGGAACUGCAAGAUUAGCCUUUGUAGCAGCAAGAGAAGGACAUUUAUUAGAUUUACUUUCGUAUAUCCAUGUGGAUUAUUUGACUCCUGUACCUGCAGUUAUCUUUAAUACAAUCCUUUCUAUUAUAUUUCUUUCAUUGGGCAACUUCAAUUCAUUAAUAAAUUUUUUAAGUUUUUCCACUUGGAUGUUUUUGGGUCUGGAAAUGAUAGCUUUAAUGUAUAUGAGAUGGUCCAAAAGAGACGAAAAGCGAAUAUAUAAAGCAAAUUUACUGUUUCCUAUUGUUAUGCUGUUAACAUCAAUAUAUCUUGUAUUUGUACCAAUCAUACAAGAUCCACAAUGGGAAUAUCUUUAUGCCUGUUUAUUCAUAUUAGCUGGCUUACUAUUUUAUAUCCCAUUUGUUCAUUAUAAAAUUCAUCUGAAUUGUAUAGAUAAAUUUACAUUUUUUAUGCAAUGUCUUCUGUUGGUGGCACCAAGUGAUAAAUUUUACAAUGAAGAUUCUGAGAAAGCAAAAAACUUGUCUUCAACAAAGAUGUAAAAUUCCUUAAAAAAUAAGGAAAAAAAUUUGCAAUUUAGAAAUAGAAAUAUAUAUGUGUAUAUAUAUGUAUACACACAUAAACUUGAAUAUAUUUUAAAAUCAUUCAGUUAAGUAUAAAGUAUAACUUAAGGUCCAAACAAUAAGUGUUGUUAAAAAGAUUUUAAUAAGAACUGUAAAUAUGUUUCACUGUUAUAUACUCGUAUAUUUAAUAUAUUCAAUACAAAUAUCAGAAAGGUACCUACUACUUUAUCUCAUUUUAAUAAAUAUAUUCAGUAAUAGGAGGGUAAUAACUGUAUAAUAAAUAUUUUUAUAUGGAUGUUAGUUGGUUUUAAUAUAUAAACACUUAAAAUAUUUUUAAGAGUUCCAAAAUUUAAUUUUAUUAAUUCCGAAGUUAGAGAAUAUAGAGUGAGAAUUCAAAAUGUCUGUCAAUUAGACAUUUUUAAUGUUUAAUUGAGAGACAUUUUGAAUUCUCUGUCAAUUGUAAAUCCUUAACUUAACCAAAUUUUCAUAAAAUUAAAUAUAGAAAGGUCACACAAGAAUCUUACUAAGAAAUUAUUUUUAAAAUACCUGAAAUAUAUUUUCUCAUAACAUUUUGUUUGAUAUCAAAUCAAUCAUUCAGAUUUGUGUAAUGAUGCACAAACUUUUAUCUUGAAAUAACAGGAGAAGGAAUGAAUGAAAUAUAUUUUAAUUGUUAAUUUGGCUUAAAAUUAAAAUAUGAAAUAUUUCAAAUAAGGCAAGUUUUGUUUCAAUAUAUAGAAUUUUUGUAAGCAUCACUGUUUUUCAAGUUAAAUACAUUUAGCUGAAUUAAAGUUUAAAAAAAAAAAAUUAUAAAAAUGUAAACAUAUAAGUAAAUCUACAAAAAUAAAAAUAAAAACA